AUGUUAAACACACCCGAAGCAGAACCAGCAGCAGCAGCAGCUGCAGCUGCAACAGCAGCUGCUGCAGCAGCAGUUGCAGCAACAGCAGCAGCAAUUUAUUUUUCCUGCGGCAUCACAGCACGGCGCGAGAAGCAGCUGACACCGCAGCCGCGCAACCGUCAACACCAGCAGCAGCAGCAUCAGCAGAACCUGCAGCAGCAGCAGCAGCAGCAGAACCUGCAGCAGGAGCAGCAGCAGCCGGCACAGCAGCAGAGGCUGCCCCUCCCCGUAUGCCCCUUCCGGGUUGGUUGCUGCUUGGCUGCAGCAGCUGUCUCCUCAUCGGUGGUUUGUGCAGCUGCUUGUGGCUUUGGAUUGAUACUCCAGAGCCUUUCCUUGUCGCUUGGGACGCAGAAAGACCCCCGGGUGUUGGCUGCGUUGGGCGGAGAAGUGAAGAAAAGGAAGUGGUGGGGCGGCUUCGUGCAUGCAAAUGAUGCGCGUAUUAAACUCUCCCUCUAUGGGCCCGAAGGAAAGCGCGGCCACGCGACUUGUGAUUUGAUGAAAGAUUCGAGCGGCCAGUGGAAGGUGAUGCUGCUCAGCUUCGUGCCUCUCGACGAAGCCCCCCCUAAAGGGAACAGGAAUGCUAUGUCAGGGGUGAUGAUGCUGGUGCCUGAGCAGCUACCAGCGGCGCAGCAGCGCGCCAACUUUAUGAGAGGUUGUCUCGAUUCCUGUCCAGCAGAACAAAGACAAAUCCCACAACAAGACACUGCAGCAGAGCCCCAGAAGAUUCAGCAGCAGCAGCAGCAGCAGGAGCAGCAGCAAAAGCAAUAG
Eimeria acervulina is the source of this 807-nucleotide messenger RNA. RefSeq lists its product as hypothetical. The transcript is spliced from 5 exons. The record is from RefSeq and is a predicted model, not a curated record. The coding region runs from base 1 to 807 and encodes 268 amino acids. NCBI's taxonomy places the organism in Eukaryota, Apicomplexa, Conoidasida, Eucoccidiorida, Eimeriidae.